Eurytemora carolleeae is the source of this 2002-nucleotide messenger RNA. RefSeq names its product vicilin-like seed storage protein At2g18540. Gene Ontology annotation, biological process: positive regulation of cytokinesis. The record is from RefSeq and is a predicted model, not a curated record. The transcript has 10 exons. The coding region runs from base 92 to 1552 and encodes 486 amino acids. Lineage: Eukaryota; Metazoa; Arthropoda; Copepoda; Calanoida; Temoridae. Gene Ontology annotation, cellular component: spindle pole; microtubule; centrosome.
AGAGAAAUGUUACCUAACCAGACUAGAUGCAGUUUCAAAUGAAUCAAAAAUGAAGUUUUACAUUUGAAGAUCUCCACAUUUUACAAGACUGAUGGUACGUGUGUACAGUCAACCCGGACAAUUUGGAUCGUCUUCCCUUGGCGGUCUUUUUGGAGACCCAAAGAGUCGCAUGCGUGUUCCAGAGAUUUCUCAACACCAGCAUCCUGGAUAUCCAAUCCAGCACCCCAAAUAUCCGGCCCAACAUAGUAGAUAUCCGGCCCAACAACCCCCUUGUCCUAUCCAACCCUACACGCCUCCUAUUGGCGUAGUUCCUGAACUCAGAGUACCUGUGGGCGUCUGCUGGAGAUGUAGAAAAUUAUAUCAAGAACAAACUGAGGGAGAUAAUCGACGAAUCGAUUAUGAGGAUUAUUUAGAGGAUCGAAGAAGAGAGGAUCUAAGAAGAAAUGGUGAGUAUGGUGGUUUGCGGAGCUCCUCUAGUGAAGGAUACCUGGAUAAAGCUUGGAUACAGAACCAGGGAGGACCUGGAGAGGAUGGGUUAAACUCAACAACAUUACAACAGCAGAUAGACCAGCUCUCUCAAGCACUAUCAAGAAUCCAGGGAUACUCUGGGUCCAACUCCUAUCCUAGCUCGGCCCAGGCCCAGGACCCUGCAAGGAAAACAUGGUCCGCUCCAAACAAGGAUCCAUUCGGCCCUCUACCGGAUUUAACGAACCUGGCGGAUCCAAUGGGUCGCAGGUCUCAGGCUCAAAACUCCGGUUCAUCCGGAUACGUUCCCAGUUUUGGAUCUGGUCAACCCCUUCGGGGGAGACGAGGGGGCGGGAAUGCGGCGCCCCCCGUCCUGGAUAGAGCCUCGUAUAUCCAGGAGCUCCGACAGCAGAUGGAGGAGCAGGAUCGGAGGAAAGCGGAGGAAAAGAACGGAAAGGAUUGGUGGGAGAAAUCGGAGCCAAAAUAUGAAACUACUCCGCAACAGAAAAUAACUGGAAGGGCAGCUGUAGUUCAGCGUAGCGGAGAUCAAGGAGAUGCACGGAAACAAUACGAGCAGGAACUCCGUGAGCAGAUGGAACACAAGAAGAUGUUGGAGGAUAAACAGCGAGAGAAGGAACGGGAGGAGGAACAGAGGAUAGAGAGAAGAACGCAGGAACAACAGGAGAGAAUGAGAAAGGAGUUUGAAGAAGAAAUGAAGAUUAAGAAAUCUAAAGAAGACGCGAAGUUGAAGAGACAAGAAGAACUGAUGAAACGUCAAGAAGAACUUCAGAAAGAGUUGACCUCCAAGAAAAGAUCCGAGUCCGAGCUCCGCUUGACGGAGAAACGGGGUGGAAAAUCUCCGAGAUACUCCGCUAUCACGGAGAGAAGAGGAAACUCUCCACCCAUCCCGACCAUGAGGGAGAAGAACGGAGUGCCGGAGCAGACUAAGGACGAGGAGAAGGAGGAGGGAGAGGAGGAGGUAGUGGAGAGAUUGACCAGCAUGAGACGGGUCCUGGAGCAAAGACGAGAUCAACUCCUAGAGCAAGAAGCACAAGGCAAGGGCGUAUGGGAAGGAUUGGAGGAAUAAAAACCCGUUUAACAGUUAGUGAUAAAAUAACGUAUUUUUGGUGAAACAAAAUCAAAAUCAAAAGUGAUCAAGGAACUAAUUUACCAAAAUACAUCCGUGGCAAAAGUUAAUAGAGGGCCUGGAAUAAACUCAUCAGGGGCCGAAUUUAAUGAAUUUAGGACCGCUGCGCCGGUUUAACUACGUCUCAAGUGCUUACUAGCUCAAAUCCUGAAUUACUGACGCACAAUUCAAAAUUUAGACAAACCCUUAUCAGAGUGGAUUUAAUAGACUAAAAACAUAACUCUUCUUAUGGCUACUAUAAUGGUUUAUAAUUUAAAAACUUAAAAUUAAACCCGUGAUGCAAGAAGCAUGGUUGAACCGUAACUCAUGGACUACUUGCAAUUCAUUAAAUCCAAUCCCAGAACAAUGUUUUAUUUUCUUUAAAAGAAUAAUAAAUCAUUACAAAGACCA